Messenger RNA from Funneliformis caledonium, 171 nucleotides. The record is from the annotation of a GenBank genome assembly. NCBI's taxonomy places the organism in Eukaryota, Fungi, Glomeromycota, Glomeromycetes, Glomerales, Glomeraceae.
AUGGCUCAUAAUUCAAUGUCGGAAAACUACAGAAAAGUUAGUGUUCUUUAUGAUUUCAACGAAACUACGGUAAUAAGAAAUAUAUGUGGGAGCGCUGCCGGUUACUUUGAAAUUGGUAUGAUUAAUAUGUCAUCAGACAAAUUGAAAUCUCGUGCAAGGUAUUUACUAUAG